AUGGAUUUAUUAUACCAAGUUAAAGCGGUCAUUAUAAUGGAUACCAAUGGGAAAAGAAUAUGUAGCACAUUCUAUGAUCAAGAUAGUGAAGAGUUAAAGAAUGAAAAGUCAAGAAGAGACUUUGAGUUAAAGUUACAUCAAAAGUCCAAAGGAACAAAUUCAGUUGGUUGCAAGACUGGUGACGUUGUGGUAUUUGUGGUUGGUAAGAAUAAUGAUAGUCUCAAUGAAUUGGCAUUGGCCGAUGUUUUACAGGCACUUCUCAAUUGCAUGAGAAGAGUUUGUCAAACAGAGGAAUCAAACUAUAUUUCAAAGAAGGGUUUACUAUCAAAUUAUUCUACUUUGGUUAUGUACAUUGAUGAAGUUAUUAGUGAUGGAAUUAUAUUUGAGGUGGAUGAAGAGAUUAUAGCUGGUAGAACACCUGUCAGUGAUCAAAGUUUAACAGAUUUAAAUAAUGCCAUUGAAACUGCAAAAGAAAAGUUUGCAUUGUUUACAGGUGAACAUUCCAAAUGUCCAUGUAAUCUAAUAAUAUAA
Cavenderia fasciculata is the source of this 531-nucleotide messenger RNA. RefSeq lists its product as uncharacterized. Gene Ontology annotation, biological process: intra-Golgi vesicle-mediated transport; retrograde vesicle-mediated transport, Golgi to endoplasmic reticulum; intracellular protein transport. Gene Ontology annotation, cellular component: COPI vesicle coat. The transcript has 4 exons. Lineage: Eukaryota; Evosea; Eumycetozoa; Acytosteliales; Cavenderiaceae. The record is from RefSeq and is a predicted model, not a curated record. The coding region runs from base 1 to 531 and encodes 176 amino acids.